This is a messenger RNA of Gadus macrocephalus (Pacific cod), 2909 nucleotides long. Its product is annotated as glycine receptor subunit beta-like. The transcript has 12 exons. Gene Ontology annotation, biological process: chloride transmembrane transport; signal transduction; nervous system process. Gene Ontology annotation, cellular component: synapse; postsynaptic membrane; neuron projection. The record is from RefSeq and is a predicted model, not a curated record. Lineage: Eukaryota; Metazoa; Chordata; Actinopteri; Gadiformes; Gadidae. Gene Ontology annotation, molecular function: neurotransmitter receptor activity; transmembrane signaling receptor activity; extracellularly glycine-gated chloride channel activity. Bases 356 to 1846 code for a protein of 496 amino acids.
UCUCUCUUGCACACACACACACACACACACCAUGAUUUCCUCUCACACAUGUACAGUAAUAUAGAGCGGUGCAGGAGGGUAGGUUUAGUACAACUUGUGAUAGGACGUUGCAGGAGAGCACAGGGAGCUCACCGAGUGUUGUGAGGCAGACAGCAGAGGAGGAACAGAAAGGAAGUGAGACACACACUUCUCCAGCCGGUUCACGGAGCCGCAUACAGAGCACUGCGUGACAAACAAAAAAAACCAUUACCUAGCAAAACUGCUGAUCCAGCUGAAGUUGGCCUGCUUCUCCUCCCCAUUGUCUCCGGUGGUCUGGUCCGUUGGUUGCGUUGGGCUGUGGGGCGAAAGAGGAACCAUGGCUCAGGUGGUCAGACCUGUUUUCUGGCUGUGGUUGCUGAUGUGCUGCUGGAGUCUUGCCAUUGCAAGACCGGGAAAGAAAGGGAAAAAGGGGAAGCAGGUUGUGUGCCCAGCACAGCUGUCCGCAGAAGAGUUGGCCGGAGUUCCUGCAAAUUCUACAUCAAACAUCCUCAAUCGCCUAAUGGUCAGUUACGACCCAAGAAUCAGGCCUAAUUUCAAAGGCAUCCCAGUGGAAUCCAGAGUGAACAUCUUUAUAAACAGCUUUGGCUCAAUUCAGGAAACCACCAUGGACUAUAGAGUGAAUAUAUUUCUCCGUCAGAGGUGGAAUGAUCCCCGGUUGCGUCUUCCAACUGACUUCAAGAGUGACUCCUUAACUGUUGAUCCCAAGAUGUUUCAGUGUUUGUGGAAGCCUGAUCUUUUCUUUGCCAACGAGAAAAAUGCCAACUUCCAUGAUGUGACUCAGGACAACAUACUUCUAUUCAUAUUCAGAAAUGGAGACGUUUUGAUUAGUAUGAGGUUGUCUGUAACACUCUCUUGUCCUCUGGAUCUAAUGCUGUUCCCAAUGGAUACACAGAAAUGCAAAAUGCAGUUGGAGAGUUUUGGUUAUACGACAAGUGAUCUAGUUUUCAAGUGGCAGUCUGAUCCUGUUCAGAUGGAUGAAAUUGCAUUGCCACAGUUUGACAUCAAACAAGAAGAUAUUAGAUAUGGAAACUGCACAAAAUUCUACAAAGGAACAGGAUACUACACCUGUGUUGAGGUGAUCUUCACAUUGCGUCGGCAAGUUGGCUUUUAUUUGAUGGGUGUCUAUGCUCCCACUUUGUUAAUUGUCGUGUUGUCCUGGUUGUCAUUCUGGAUCAAUCCUGACGCCUCAGCCGCUAGGGUCCCAUUAGGUAUUUUAUCAGUGCUUUCUCUGUCCAGUGAAAGCAUGCUAUUGGCAUCAGAGCUCCCAAAGGUUUCCUAUGUAAAAGCCAUCGAUAUCUGGCUCAUCACAUGUCUGCUGUUUGGAUUUUCUUCACUUGUGGAAUACGCUGUGGUUCAGGUGAUGUUAAACAGUCCAAAAUUGAUUGAGGAGGAGAAAGCAAAAAUGGCAACAAAGGAAAAAGCUUUGAUUGAGAAAGAAGGAAAGAUGGCCCUUAAAGCUAAGAAUACAAUCAAUGGCACUGGUGGCACACCUAUACAUGUCAGCACACUUCAGGUGGUAGAAACUCGGAAGAAAGUUUGCACCUCCAAGUCUGACCUACGCGCCAACGACUUCAGUAUUGUGGGAUCUUUGCCCCGAGACUUUGAGCUUUCCAACUUUGACUGCUAUGGUAAACCUGUGGAGGUGCUGGGAGCCCUUGGUAAAUCAAAAAGCAAAGCCAACAAGAAACCCCCCCCACCCAAGCCUGUGAUUCCAGCCGCAGCAAAACGGGUUGAUCUUUAUGCACGAGCUCUCUUCCCCUUUUCAUUUCUGUUUUUUAAUGUUGUUUACUGGUCCGUCUAUCUUUAGAAGGAGGAUAUAUUGAUUUAGAAAUUUGUUCUGCUUGUUCUAUUAAUGAAGGAACAUCCCCUUUGGCUAUUCAAGAAAAUAAUAUGUUCCAUAGACAGUUUUACAAUUAUAUUUGUACAUAUAUUAUGAUAAUUCUACCUGCCAAACAUAAUAGUUCAUGAUUAAGAUGAAUGCUUUUAUCUAAUUGGGAAAGCUUUUUUAUCAAGGCAGGCAUGAACUAAUAUUUAAAUAAAAGAUAUAUACUAUAUACUCCCUAUAAUUAUGCAGAAAAUAAGACAGCAUUGUUGUUCUAGUCACCAGAAUGUACACAUAUGACAAAAAUGCAAAGCAAGUUAAAGUAUGUUGAGGUACAUAACUUAUUUUACCCCAAACCCUUUUGACCCUUUGUUACAUAUGUAUUCAUUAAACAGCUGUCAAUGUUGCAUGGGCACACAACACUAUUUAAACCUGUGAAGAUCUGUAAUGGUAAUGAUACAUUUGGUGUGUAUACAGCUGAUAAUAUUAGGAAAGCAAAUUUUGAUGAUGAUUGUGAGUAUAUUUUUUGCCGUAUCAUUCAAGGUGCAUUAGGUGAGAUUUGUGAGUUGUAAAGAAACAGCAGAAAAGAGAAUGGAGGAUUUUGAAAUUAAACUGAAAGGCAUCCCCUCCCCUUGCGUUUCCCCGCAUAUAAGAAGCGCUGCAUUUCACACACCGGUGAUGGACAGGUAAGAUGGAUUCCCCGAAUGAGCCACGGAAGAAAUCCCCUGAUUGGUCAGAAAUUAGCGUUGUAAGGCACCAGGCACAGUCAACUCAAGAUGGAUAUUCUCACAGCGCCCUUUAGUCAAUAAUAGCUGACGGCUGGUUAUUCCAUUUCUAAUUACAAUUAUAGCCCUUAAAACUUACAUACAGACAAUUUAAAUGGUCCCAUCUCGGAAAUCUCUAAUUGUUUGAAAUAUAUUGUGAAUAUUUUUUAUGCAUUCAAUUAAGGUUGUUUUAAAUAUCUUGUCCUUUUUUUAUAUUGUGGUGCAAUAUAAAAGUAAAAUAAAUAUGCAGCUAAGCUGGCCUAGUUGCCAGUGGCUUUCUCCAA